Messenger RNA from Volvox carteri f. nagariensis, 369 nucleotides. RefSeq lists its product as uncharacterized. The annotation marks the transcript as partial. The record is from RefSeq and is a predicted model, not a curated record. Lineage: Eukaryota; Viridiplantae; Chlorophyta; Chlorophyceae; Chlamydomonadales; Volvocaceae. The transcript has a single exon.
ACCGGCGGUCACCAUGUGCACCGGCGGUCACCAUGUGCACCGGCGGUCACCAUGUGCACCUGGCGGUCACCAUGUGCACCGGCGGUCACCAUGUGCACCGGCGGUCACCAUGUGCACCCGGCGGUCACCAUGUGCACCGGCGGUCACCAUGUGCACCGGCGGUCACCAUGUGCACCGGCGGUCACCAUGUGCACCGGCGGUCACCAUGUGCACCCGGCGGUCACCAUGUGCACCCGGCGGUCACCAUGUGCACCGGCGGUCACCAUGUGCACCGGCGGUCACCAUGUGCACCGGCGGUCACCAUGUGCACCGGCGGUCACCAUGUGCACCGGCGGUCACCAUGUGCACCGGCGGUCACCAUGUGCACCC